CUUUUGGUCCAGUUCACAGAAAGUGCCACGACUCUGCAGCCUGACAGACUUCGCUGAGGUGAGAAAAGCUCUGAUUCUGCUUUAAAAGUUUGUAUUUCUCUUCUGAUGAAACAAAAACCUUAAAAUGAAGAACCAACGACAGAGUGAAGCUGAGAUGGUAGAUAGUUUGUGAAAGUGUUUUAAUUUUAAUUCAGAAAAGAUUUAUCUGCGUAUGUUAUUUUUUAAGCCUGGACCGUGAUUUUUUUAAUUAAAAAAAUACAGUAAAAACAAAAAAACAAACAAAAAAAACCACAACAACAACAACAACAAAAAAACGUCUCUUUGCUGUUUUCUUCCCCUCGUUUAAACUUGUAUGAAUGUUCGGAUGGAAGCAUCAAUGUUUUAGCAGACAGAUGUUACAUGAACAAACCCUCUGCUGCAGCUGCAUGAGAAAUACAUCGGAAUGACCACAAAACUGCAAAAGUUUGACAUAAAGAUAUAAUCGGUGUUUAACACAAAGCUGCACACGAAGCUAUCCGUGUUUAUCACGCGUUUUCUUAUUUUAGGUUUUAAGUUAAUUUUAACGUAAAGUUCUGAAUCUGAGGUUCCCUUAAGAAACCAAACUAAGUUGCAUAAGUCUCUCUCUCUCUCUCUCUCUCUGUGUGUGUGUGUGUGUGUAUGUGUGCGUGUGUGUGUUCAUAGUACAAAGGGUUAAUUGUGGACUCAGACACGUCAGUCCUGCAGCCCCUCUCUCUGUGUACUCUGUUAAAUACAUUCAGGAUAUAUAUCAUCAUGACUAAUAUUUGUCUAUGUAAAUAAAAUUUCUGCUGUUAUUAUUCUGAAUGUCUACACAGGCCGAAAAAGAGAGCAAUAUUGAUUUUAAACUACUGAUUUUGGCAUUUCAAAGUACUGGGAACAAAAUGUACUUGUUGACAAAAGUACCAAAAACUCAACUUGUUAUGCAGCACCUUAAUGUUUUAUGUAAUUAUCCUUAUCAGAGAUCAAUUAAAACGCUUUAAUUGUUUUGUAAUGCUGCCUAGUGGCAAGGGUUUUUUCUGAACACUAUAAAAACUUUGGAGCAUUUUAAAUCUGACUUGUGAAAGAUCCACAUCUGUUACUUAAACACAGAGGUAUAAAGUACAACAUGUUCCUCAGAGGCUGAGUAAGUAACAACAUACUCCUCUAAAGUCCACCCACCAUUCCCAACAAGUCAAAAUGCUGAGUGAGAUAUGGAUGUAAAUAGAAUCCAACAGUUUUAAAAUAAUUUACAGUUUACUUUUAUCCUAAAAUAGAGCGGGACAACAUAACAGAUAACAAAACUAAAAAAUUUCAGCUGCUCAAAAGUUAAGGGUCUUUUUUUUGUCUUAUUUUGACGUCAUAAUGCUCCUAUUAUUUUCAGUGGGGGACAAGUCAGGGCUGCUGGCAGGCCAGUUUGUCGACAGGACUCUCCUACUACAGAACCAUGCUAUAGUACUACCUGCAAAAUAUGGUUUGGUUUAAGCCAGGUGGUUCCUCUGCUUUAUAAAGCAGGGGAGAUAGCACCCACAAUUUCCAAAGACAGUCAGAUUUUGUCACUGACCCUCUAUACAGGUAUUACACAGCAACCAUGGUUUCUGAAAAGAAUGUCAAAUUUUGUUUAAUCUGACCACAGGACAGUUUUUUCUCUUCCCUUCAGUCAAUUUUUAAUGGGUUCAGGUCCAGAGUGGUCUCUGGUGUUUCUGGAUAUAUGGUAGAAACAAACAAAAGUGGUGAUCUGACGCUCUGAAUCUUUUCUAGUCAGUGAAGCUCUUGAUCUGUCCAUGUGUGACCUUUGACCUCAAGUCAGUGAUGGGAUGGUGAACAAUCACCAAGAAAGAUCAAUAAGUUCAUCAAAGCCUGAUUUGUUCUAUUAUUUUGUCAUCAGUGAAGGUUUAAACUCCACCUCUGCCUCUGGAUAUUUGUUGGGGAAUUUGCACUUUUUCAGUUUAUGUCAGUGUGUCAGUGCCUGCAGUGCUACACUGGGGUCAUACAUAUAUCUCUUUAGGUGUCACACAUGAUCUGGAAAGAUGUGCUGUGAUCAGUGUCUUAACGGUUUGUCCUUUGAGGAGCACUAAGUGGAUCAGCACAGUCAGACAUGUAGCUGCAGAAAUAUUUAGGUCAUAAUCUGUAAACCUGGUCUCUGGUGUUGGGAAAAGAUUUAGCUUGUCCUCGUGCUAUGAACUAAAUAUUUGUAUAUUUGUCCAUAUUUGUCCUCCAGCUGCCUGUGGGACACUCUGGUCAGUCAUGGACGUCUCCGACCCGCAGAUACUUGGCAUCAUGGUCUUUGGAGGCUUCAUGAUCAUCUCAGCAGUGGGCAUCGCCCUUGUCUCCACUCUCUCAAUGAAGGAGACGUCCUACGAGGAGGCGCUAGCCAAACAGCGCCGCCUGCUGGUUCAAACUCAGACCCAGAGGUCAGAGAAGAAAAAGAAGGACAAGAACCUGGAGAGAAAGAGCAAGGCCAAGAAGAAGGAAGACCGGUCUGAGGGGAAGAUCUCUGAACCAAGUAGCGAGGUCUGUGAGGAACCCGAGGUAGUGACCUGUACCGAACCAGAAUCUGAUCCUGUAGCUGCACCUGAAUCUGAACCUGUACCUGAACCACAAUCAGAACCAGGACAGGAGCCAGAACCAGAACCCAUCGUAGUUACCACUAUGGAGUCUUCUCCAGCCCCCCAGCAAAAGGAAAAGAAGAAGAAGAAGUCAGCCAAGGUGGAGCCAGCUGCUGCAGUGGAAGUCAUUGCAAAAGAGGUUCUGGUGAUGGCAACGGUGCCUUUGGUAGAAGUUCCUCCAGUAAACGCUAUCCCUGAAGUCACCAAAGAACCACCAGCUGCCAAGACAGAGGAAUCCAAAGAGACCCUGGGCAAGAAGAAGAAGUCCAAGAACAAACCUGAGCCAGGUGAGUAAACCCAGAGAUGAGGGAGACCGUUUGAGGUAUUUGGCUUUCAUGUUGACCUCAGAAUCCUGUUUUUGUUGGGCUUUAAAUCCUGUUUUUCUUUAAGUUGCAGACUCUGUUGAUGCCACCCGGCUGCCCCCAUCUAACGAGCUGCUGUCCACUGUGUCUGCCAUGACACUCAAUGGUGAUGAGCUGCAGAAACUCCUGGAGGUCCUAAACCAGAAGGCCGGGACCUGCCAAGAAUCCUGGCAACUGGUACGUAAACACAGUCACAUGAACUCAUUUCAGCAGCAAACUGUUUUAAAAUGUUGAUAGAGGAAUAACCAAACAGGUAAGAAGUUCUAAGGAGAACAACCCAACAUGUAAAAGGAUAAAAGAUUUAUCCAGAAACACCAGAGACCUCUCUGGACCUGAGCUCAUUCAAGGUGGAAAACCAUCCUAUGGGCUGAUGAAUCAAAAUCUGACAUUCUUAUUGGCAGCAGUAUCCUCCACUCAAAAGAGUAAAAGAACCACCCAGCUUGUUAUCAGCUCACAGCUUUGAUAUAGCCCAUGUCUCUCUGGAUGACUCAGUUCAGUCUUUGACUUCAGGCCUGUCAGAAAGGAGACCCCCUGUCCACUCUGAAGAAACAGCUGGAGGAGAAAGAGAAGCAGCUGAUCACUGAGCAGGAGGAUGCUGCCACUGCCAAAAACCGCCUCAGAGAGAUGAGCAAGGUGAGCCAGGUGUCAUCAAGGUCAUCAAUAAUGUGAUCUUUAAUGGUUUGUCCUUUUGCUCUGUUGGUUUGAGGCAUUGCUGACACCAAAAAAUACAUUAAACUCUUAAUAAGACAGUCAAACUCAUGCUGACUGUGCUUCCCUCUAAAGCAAAUUGAAGCAGAGAAAUCCAAGAUGGCAUCUUUGGAGGCCAGGUCGAAGGCUGAGCUGAGUGCCCAGGUUCAGGAGGUCGACACUCUUCGGAUCAAAAUGGAGACAACUGACCAAGAACACCUGAAACUUACCCAGCAGCUCAACCAGAAGGUACAGGUGUACAGUCCUAACUCAGCGAGGGAAGUCAUCAGAUUUCUGAUUGAGACUUUAAAUCAGGCAUGUCCAAACUAUUCCACAAAGGGCCGGUGUGGCUGCAGGUUUUUCUUCCAACCAAGCAGCAGCACACCAAACUUGAUUCAUUUCAUCAGCUGAUCUCAGUCUUCAGACAGCUGAUUGGUCAGACUGUGUGCUCUUGAUUGGUUGGAAGAAAAACCUGCAGCCACACCAGCCCUUUGUGAAAUAGUUUGGACAUGCCUGCUUUAAAUCAUGUGAUGUUCGUGUUGGUUUACGAGACCUAUUCAGAGACCUAUUUGCUAACCGUCCUUUAAACCUGAAAUCAGAUCGGGAGUCUGCAGGAACAGCUUGAUAAUGGUCCUAAUGCUCAGCUGGCCCGACUACAGCAGGAGAACUCCAUCCUCCGAGACGCCCUGAAUCAGGCAACCAGUCAAGCUGAGAGCAGGUAACUUAACCCUAAACCCCUGACCCUGAACCAGGAGACCAGCCAGGCAGGUGGAAGGCAACCCAGCGGAAAGUCCCCAAAUUUUGGGCUGAAUGCCUAAAGCCCUACCAGCACAUUUGGCCUUAAACUCUUGACCCUUGGGGUGGACCGAUUCUCUAUGAAUCUAGAGGGACUUAAUCGGAGCCCUUCAGAUUAGUGGCAUCUAGUUACUGUACACCUGUGUUGUCAAGAGGCACUCUUACCUGGUCAGGUCAGGGUCCUGACAUGACUCUAUCUGCAGUAAACUGGUUUCAGGAUAAUCCUUCAGAUAAACAGAUUCUGUCUCAUCCAGUGAAACAACAAAAAAUUGAAAAAGCUGCACAUCAACAGACUCUGACAUUCUUAUUAGGUCAUUCUUAUAGCUGUGCUCUCUCAGACCCACACCUGUCUUGUUGUUUCUGGUGAACCAAACUGAAGAUUUAAUUGUUGCUGUGUUGAAGUAGUCUGAAUAGUUGUAUGUUCAAAACGUUCUGCAGGCAGAAUGCAGAGCUGGCCCGUCUCAGGCAGGACUGCGUCCGUCUGGGUCGAGAGGUAACUGAGCGCUCCAACGCUCUGAGAGCUGAUGAAGAGCUCAUCAAGAACCUGGAGGCCAAGAUGGCUGCUGCCGAGCAAGAACUGGCCAAAGCUCAGGUUGGAACUAAAUGUCGCAAAGCUCAAAAGCUGCAGCAUGAGGCUCACAAGUGUGAUUUCUUUUCAUAGAGGGUGUAGAAAGAUCCGCUCUGAGGGUGGCUUUGCUGUUAGAAGACAGAACCUAAGUGUCUUCUCCUCUUUGCAGCUGGUCCAUGCAGAUAUUGAGCAUACUCUGCAGCAGAGACUGGAGGAAGUGUGUUCACAGCUCCAAGUUUCACAGCAGGAAGCUGCUGCUGUUAGUGGUAAGUGUAUCGGUCAGUAGUUAGCCAAUUGAACCGCAACAUAUUUUAUGAAUUUCAAAAACUGGAAAUUUAGAAUAAAAAAUGCUGCACCAAAACCUGCUUUGUACACUCAGUUCUAAAAAUUGAAGUCUGCGCAUCCUAAAGCCAAUGUAGUAAUUUUAUUUAAAUAAAAUUCAAGGUCCUCGCCAGGAAAUCUUGAGCAUCAAACCACAAACUAAUGCCUCGAAAUAUCCUCCCCAGGUGUAAAUGCAGUAUUUACAUUACUAAUGAAUAGCAGCAUUUUACAAUAUCACGCUAACACGCUGUAACCAAGAAGUGAGGGGGAUGGGGGUGAGGGUGGUAAAUAAAAGGACCAUGCUGCUUUUUUCAAAUCUGCUUUUUGCUGCUCAGAUCUGCAAGGGGCACUGGCAUCCAAAGAGACUGAGCUGCAGGAGCUCAAGGCCCAACUGGAGAGCCAGGCUGUGGUCCAGGUAAGAGGAACACCUUAAUGAUACCAGACUUAUCUAACCUCUGUGUGGAGAUUGUGUUAGAGUGCUCCGAUUGAAUGAGGUUAGAUAUAAACAUGGCUGACCAAAACAACAGAAAUGUUUGCUUACAUGACUAGCAAAAGAUGGAUGUGAAUCUGAUUCACCUGUGUGUCUGCAGGUGAACGAGUCAUCUGAAGUGGAGCAGCUGAGGACCAUGUACGAGUCUUUCUUGCCUCUUGUUUCAUACAGAAUAACUGUGUUUGUGUGUCCAACUUUGACAUGACCUCCUGUGUCACUUCCUGUCAGUGUUCAGUGCAGAGGUGAGCAGGUGGUCUCUCUGGAGGCAGAGCUUACUCAGCUGAAGGAGGAGUUACAGAUGUUGACAUCAUCACAGUCAGAGAGGUAAGAAAUAAAAUACACAACGGGCUCUAUUAAUCCAGGUGUGCCUGAUCAUUGUGACUAUUCAGACACACCUGGAUUAAUCAGUUUGUCCAAUAAUGUAAGAGAGGAAAUAAAGAAGCUGUCUUAAGUUCAGGAAGUAGUGGAGCCCUGCAAAGAGCCCAUUGAAUUAGGCUAAGGUUUGUUCCCUCUAUAGCAGCAGCGUAUGGUGGACAUUAGAGGAACUUUGGCUCUCAAACGUCUUUUAUUGUACAGACAAAAUAAAUAUUUAAAGUGAAAGCUUUGUUUGUUAACUGUUUUUAAUGUUUGCUUGUAUACUGUUUUGUUUGUUUAUAUGUGUUUACUCAGGGAGAAGGAUGGUGGAGAGGGAGCAGCAGCAGUAGAUCAAACACAGAAAGAGGUACAUUGAAAAAAAUCAGGUUUAAGUCAAAGAUGGCCACACAGCCAUUACAGAGAUUUUAACUUUUGAUUAUGAAGUCAUAUUUUCCUUAUUUUUACAUUUUUAUGAAUCAGUCACAGCCCUGUGAGUCCCUCUACUCAGUCUCUGAAAUGUUAGUGUCAUGUACGUUUCAUUAAUUAAUGAAUAUUUCAUGUUUAUGCAUGUUAGUGUCACACAGUCAUUCUAGAGGAAUUGGGCAUUGAACCUCAUCUGUUUUUAAGAAGAGCUGAUUUAUAUGCAGUCUGUGCUCACCUGUUUUUGUCAUCUAUUGAGUCCAUGGGGUCUUCCUUACUGUAGUGCAGACAACUGGCUGUUCUUCUGAUCUUCCUUAUAUAUGCUAUUUAACAUGCAGACGAAUAAUAGCCUCCAAUAACUACUUCUAAAAAUCAUGUUUUUCUUGCCCUGUAGAUCACCCUAUUCUCCGAAAAGGACAAUUGACACACAUAUGCUAACAAGUUUACACUAAUUAAUUACAAUUUACUUACAGAAUUAGGGCUGUAUGUCCCCAAAGUUUUUUUUUUUUUAAUUUACUUGGUUUCCUAAUGAUGUCACUGUGACAUCACAGCAUGCCGUUUCUUCUUCUCUGCAGGGGUCAGGGAGUGAGACAGAGUCUGAUCAACCCUUUGAAAGGUAAACACACCCUCUCCAUAACUGUCUCUCUGUAACAGCAUGAAUUAAUACAAGAUUCAGUUAUUUUUCUUGUUUUAGGUUAAGGUGCAACAAAAUGGAUGAUAUUGUAGGAUGUUAAAAGACUUACUACAUUUAAAAACUGAUCAAACACAUCAAAUAUUUCAGCCUAGUUUUUAUAUAGUCAGUGUUUAUGCCGUUUACCUACAGUGACAGUGUGCACAGUAAAUGCCAAUGGUUUUCAGUGGGAUGUGUGUGUUAAUGCUCAAGUGUGCCUAUGUAUUCAUGCAUCAGUCUGGAGGAAGACUCUCAGCUGCUCCGUCUGGAGGAAGAACUGCAGCAGGCUUGUUACCGCAGCAACGUGAGUAAACAACUCAUAAAAAUAAUUCACCCAGGGUAAACUCUUCGUGAUAUAUGUCUUCUUAAAAAAAAUCCUGAAAGCUUUGCCUCUCUUUAUUCUUGUUUUUCCCUCAGGAGCUGGAGGAGAAAAUGGCGGCUUCAGCAGUGGCACUCUCAGAGGCGAAGCAUCAGAACGAGCAGAAAGAGGCGGAGCUUAAAGCAGCGCUGGUCAGUAAAACUAAAAGUUUGUUGAAAUGAAACACUGAUCUGAAGGCACAUUUUAGGACAAACCAGAUAUGUGACCAUGUCUGACCAUUAAGUUAUCGCCGUUGUAAGCUUUAUAACAGUGAUAGAAACAUAGAGUGACUGAUGCUAUUAAAUUAACAUUAGCUUGGUCGCUGUGUUAAAAUGGGUGAGACUGAUGCUUGGAGUUGCAGCAGCUGGAAAGUAGGUGGGCCCAGAGUAGCUGUACGUCUGCAGCAGCGAUCCAGAGGAACCUACGGGUUGAUGGAGCUCAGGGACUCUCAAAAAAGACUUGAGUAUUCAUGACACUAAUAGGACAUGAUGACUUAAAGUAAAUGGCACAGACAGAAAGAGGAUGUAGAUGGAGGGGAGGGUGCUCAGUGUUCUUGAUUUUUAACAGACCUCUACAUCAGAUAUAUAUAAAAAAUGAUAGUUUAUCUUUGUGUGUGUGGUGUGUUUUCAGGCUGAAGCCGAGUCCAGGUUUACAUCCCUGAAUUUGGACUUCCAGGCGUCCCUGCAGACUCUGUUUCCUGGCGUCUCCAUGGAGACGGAGCAGGUCAGUCAGCUGUUUCCUGUUAGGCCUCAGUGUUUUAAAUGUAAUUGUGAAAAAAGCAGCAAGGUUGAACUCCUCUAAUAUUUAGUGGUUGUUAAAAAACAUGUUAUUAUAAUGAUCAUUUUUUAUUAUCAUUAGGGACACACAAUGUAACCUUUCAGCUAACAUCUGGCUGAUACUGAUAAACACAAACCCCUCUUUGAAUUGUGAAGAACAUCAAGUGUCUCCUCUUAUAGAGUUGACCUGUUCCUCUUUUUUUUCAGAAACAGGCAAAAAACUGUAAAGUGCUGAAUUAUAGCAUUAAAAAGAUUCAUCAUAAAGUGCAGUAGUGUAAAUUGGACACAUAUCAGUCCUUUGCUGGUGAACUGAAUGGUUAGCUUACCCAAGAAAGUGGGGUGGUGUCCAACAGGCCCAAAAUGGGCCUGAAAUACUACCACCAAUGAUUGACUUUACUAGCUGUUAUAUGCAGAUAAAUAUAAUAUUAUUUAAUUAAUUCUGUGCAGCUCUAAUUAUGUGUUUACAUUGUGUGUGUGUGUGUGUGUGUGUGUGUGUGUGUGUGUGUGUGUGUGUGUGUGUGUGUGUGUGUGUGUGUGUGUGUGUGUGUGUGUGUGUGUGUGCCCACCCUGCAGAAUAACUGGCUGGAACUUUUCACUCAGAGCAUUCAGGAAAAUAAAAGAGAAAUGGAGAGCUCAGAGGUAAAAACACUGAACUACUUUUUCUCCUCACAGACACACCUGAAGUCUCAUCAAGACUUUAAACCUUUUCAAUUUUCAAGAGAAAAAAAAACUUUAAAAUAUAGAAAAUCCUUUAAUCCCUCUCAGUCUCAGGAACUUAUGCUUUACCUGCUGCAUUAGUAAACUAUUUUGGAAACCAGCAGAAAUCCAAAUCAGACCUUUUUUCUUUGCUAAAUUUUUUUCAAAUGUCAAAGUAAAAAGUUUGUUUUUGUUAUUUAUAAAAUGGUUAUUGUGAAAUCUUUUAGACAGAGGUAAAAAAUUUAACAGGAUCUUGCCUGAAAUCUUCCUGAGUUCAAAAACUUUAAGCACUAUAGAUCUUUAAAAUUUAUAAGAUCUUUAAGAUUUAUAAGGAACUUUUUUUCAGACUCAAAUUGUGUUUUUCAAUUUGUUUUAGUUUGUAAACUUGGAAUUUGAUCAGGGUUUGGUUUCUGUUGUGGCACAUUUUUCAUGAAGAACUCAGAACUAUUGUUAGUUAUGUUCAAGGUCUCUUAUUUUAGAGCAGAUAACAGUGAAAGGAUUUGAUUAUUUUGUGUUUUUGUUGAGUUUUGCAAUAUAUAAGUUAUCACUUUUGUCAUGUAGCUGCGGUCGAGAUUGGAGGAAGCGGAGAGGAAAAGGAGCAAGCUGCAGGACGAACUUGAUCAGAAGACGAAGCUGCUGCAGGAAACAGUAACUAACAGUCUUAUUUUGCCUUCUUUUGCUCGAUCUAUAUAUCGGGUUUGUUAAAUUUUCCCACUUGUACAGUUUAGGUUAUUCUUUUCCUUGUUCUGACAGGAAGCAGAGCUUCAGGCCCUGCAGCAACGCUCUGAAGAGGAGGAAAAUAUGUGGAAGAGCAAACUGUCUGAAGCAGAGCUGCAGAAUCAAAGUGUGAGGAGCAAACAUCAGAAAAAAGUUUACAUCUGAGCAGUAUUAUCAGUCCUUUUUUACCUUUUGGAGCAGAUGUAUCAGUGUGCAAUUGCUUCUGUCUGCAGGUGAUGGAUGAGCUGAAGAUGCUGCAGGAUGAAGUUCAGACAAAGACAGAGACAGAGGACACUCAGCAGGUCUCACUCUCUAAUCUGUUAACGCUAAAUAAAUAACUGUUGAGCAUCUUUGUGCGAAUGAAGUGUGGGUUCAUUAGAUUUGUGUUAAUGAGGUUGUGUUCUGGUGUUUGUGUUUCAGCUGAAGGAGCAGCUGAUGCUGUUGGAGGCUCAGCUCGAGAAACAGCUGGAGGAGGCCAGCAUCACACAGAGCUGCAGCGAGGAGCUUGCACAGGUCUAACACACAGACAUGCACAAACACAAAUCCAAGGAUAGAACAUAGCAGUGUGAGAAACGUGUCAGACUUAUAUCUUUAAAAUGUUUUGAUUCAUAAGGAAAAACAAAUAAGUGAAAAAGCACCCUAUAUAUACUGUAGGGUCAAUCUGAGGUGGGUAGAGUGCACCUCCCGUCUAUUUCACAUAUACAGAGGAAAAGCCAUGACAGGGAGAGCAGCAUUUAACAGGUAAAGAGUACUUUUCAAGCUUGUGGUUGGAUCUCAUACAGCAUUAACAAAAUCAACUUUUGUUAAUUUGAGGCAUGAGGCAGGGAGAGCAAACCUCUCUUCUAAUUCAAGUACAUGCAAGAAAAGCAAAGGCAUGAUGAGCAGCAAAAAAUGACAGGCUCUAUUCUGAGAGCUCCCUGCCCUUCCACCUGUGUAAUGCCAAAGCCCCAGGCAGAGAGCGUAACACCAAAGAGCCCAGGGCCUGCUCUAAGAGCUGCCUGCCCUACAUUUUGUUUAUAUCAAAUGUCAAAUCCAAGUGCGGGGGGAGCACACCUCCUGGCUGUUUCACAUUCCUACAUGAAACACCAAGGUUAUAAGAGCCACAUCAAAGAAAUGUGACAAUGAAUGUGUGUGUGUGUAUGUGCGUAUCAGGCUCAGUCUCAGGUGCAGCAGAUGUGUGCACGCCUGCAGGUGGAGCAGGAGCAGCAUGAGCAGCUGCUGUCAGAGCUGCAGCAGGUCAGAGUUACAUCUGCAGCUACAAGGUUACAUCUUGAAGUCAAAGGUUAUACUGACCACAUUUCCCCUGUUUUUCAGGCUCGAGAGGAGGUGACGGAGCUGAAGCACCAGCUGGAUCUGACACCUGAAGCGCCUCCUGAGGUUUCUGUUUACAUUGAUAAAAAACUGACGCAGAUCAAACUGUCAGAGAGGAAACACAUGCUGGUUUACUCAACUCACUGUUGUCUGAUGAUUCAAAAUUUGACAUUUAGUUUGGAAAUGGUAGACACUGCAUCCUCCCCUUUAAAAUGUAGAGGGGUCACCUGGCUUGUCAUCAGUGGGUAGCUUUUACACCUGUGAACGCUCAGUUAAUGCUGAACAAUAUUACUGUUCAGCACUGACACUCAACAUCAUUCCUACAGACUGAUACUUUGGAGUUGAAUGUUAACUAUUGUUUUAAAGUGAUGUCUUGUGUUGUUUGUGCAGGACAAGCAGAAGGAGGAGGAAGUGAAGCAGGAGGAGCAGGUGGGGGAGGAACAGGUGGAAGUCAAGGAGGAGACACCUGUGUGAAAUCUACUUUAUAUUUGGGCUGUGCCAUUACUGUGGUAACAGACGGAAGUCAGAUAUGACCACACAAUGAGGGACCAAAGUUUUUUCACAGUAUUAUAAUUAUGAAAGGGAAAUUUCAGGAAAAAUAAACUAUAAAAUCUCA
Xyrichtys novacula (pearly razorfish) is the source of this 11744-nucleotide messenger RNA. NCBI's taxonomy places the organism in Eukaryota, Metazoa, Chordata, Actinopteri, Labriformes, Labridae. The record is from the annotation of a GenBank genome assembly.